UCGAAAUCAGGAAAAAGAACAGCUUUCGAAGAAAACGCCAGGCCAGCGCGUACAAAUGGAGUCAGAAACGGCUUCGUCGGCAAAUGAACACCAAGCGGCUGGUUCAGUAGCUGAUACCAGAAGCAAGCAUCGGAUUCUUGCUGAACUCAAGCGUGUCGAACAAGAAUCCAGGUUCCUCGAGGAAGAGAUGGAAGAGCUUGAGAAAACAGAUAAUGUGUCAACACUGUGUGAGGAGUUGCUGCUAAGCAUGGAGACAAUACCUGAUCCACUACUUCCAUUAACAAAUGGUCCUAUAAACCCAUCAUGGGAUAGAUGGUUUGAAGGGCUUCAAGACUCGCAAGGUUGCGGAUGCCAGAUUCUCUGAUUUGUUGCCAAGAUAUGUUAUAUAAUAUACAUGUUAACAUGUUAAAGCUCAAUUGUUAUCUUAAUAAAUAUUGAAUUGACUCUUUCCACAGUGUGCAAUACCAAAAUUUUUUUAUGGCUUUAAUUGAAUGUAUAAUUCACCUUUAUGUUCGGAUGAAAUUUGUAUAUCAGAUACAUCUACUGCAGAUAUUAGCUUCCAAACAAUCAUGCUUGUGUUUGUUUUUCCCUUCUAUUUUCAUUUUGGGUGUAGUCCCUCCCCGAAGUAUGGAUGUAAAUAAAUGC
This is a messenger RNA of Durio zibethinus, 645 nucleotides long. The record is from RefSeq and is a predicted model, not a curated record. Lineage: Eukaryota; Viridiplantae; Streptophyta; Magnoliopsida; Malvales; Malvaceae.